GACGGCAAGGCAUCAAAUCCUCCUAUCUCAAACCCUAAUCUUAAUUCCUAAUUUAUAGCUAUAUGUUUUGAAAUUUUGGGCAGUCUUCGAUCCUUGGGGAAUCAUUGCAUUUCCUCCGAAAUCGGGCGUAAAGAGGACGACUUCAGUGAAAAAUAUUAGAUUUUUACCUCGACAUAUCGGCGUAUGUGCUCUGUAUCGGGAGAUUCGGGACAGGCGUUCCGGUGACGAGGAUCCCCCACCAGCGCCUGUUCCACAAGAAGAGGAACCGGAGCCUGGGGAGUCACCGGCGGCGAGCAUCGACCGAAAUGGAUUCCACGAUCAAGGCCGCAGCGAUUGCGCCGCCACGGCCGCUGAUCAUGACGUCGGGGACGAGCGGGCGGGUGAACAGGCUGCUGUCGCUCGUCUCGCUCCGCGCCCUCCGAAGCCUGCUUCUGCUCCUGAACGGGUUCAUUCUGCUGCUGCUUCUCCCGCUCCGGCGACGGACGGUGGUGGUGUCGGCGGUGGAGGGGGAGGAAGCGGAGGGGGUGAGCGGGGUGAGGAAGGGGACGGGGGAGAGGAGGGGUGAUGGUGGUGAGGGUGCCGGCGGGGAUGGUGCCGCGGAGGCCGAUGGACUUCCCCGAGGCGGCGACGAGGCGGGGGAUGGCGAUCCGGCGGAUUGGGGUGGAGAGGGAGGAGGAUGAGGGCCGGAGGAGCGAGCGGGAGUUGGCGCUGUUCGCGACGGCCAGAGGGGAUACGCUCUUCACCCGGUCGUGGGCGCCCGUUUCCGUUCAAACCAACUGCAAAAAAGGCUACGAAAAUAUACCCGACUCACAGCCUGGGCCAGUUGCAUCGCUUGGCAGUUGGGUGUUCGUUUGGGGCUUCGCUUUUGUGGGUGUCGUUAGUCCUCAAAGGAAAAAGGCUAAUGAUGUGGCGCAUGGACGGCGAACCGCGAAGGUCGUGUUCUAGGUGUCACGUUUUGGACUUUCGGGCCCCACUAAUUUUCUUUCUCCGUAAUUAUCUUUUGGGUGUUUCAGCGCGUUAUCUUUCUUUCAUCAUUUUUUUUUUUUUGAUUAACGGUGAAUAUAAGACGCGGUCUGAGCACCGGUAAUCAUCUUAAACGAAAUGCUGAUUUUAGAUUCCUCGUUUUCUUUCUUAAUCUUAAUUCUGAGCGGUUAGAGAUUGUCCUGGGAAGCAAACCCGUCCUAGUUUUUUUUUUUUGGUAAAAUAGAGGAGCAAAACUAGAUUAAAAAAGAUAAUACAAGGUUUGGAUAUUACAAGAUAAGUAGAACACCAUAUAACCUCAAAACCAAAAUUCACAAGACAUACAGAAGAGAAAAGUAAAAUUACAACGAUAACAUAAGGGAGAUAUAGACUGAGAAAGACUGGGCAUCCUUUCCACCCCAUAAGUAUGGUAGAAGCCCACAAUUCGAAGUAGGUACUGUUGGGAUAUACCGACCGACCCUGACAUCGACUCACCGACGCUGACUCACCGACGGGUCACGAUACCGACCCACCCUCUCACGCCGACUCACCGUCGGGCCCGCCUGACCAGCGCCCGACUCUGCCGACGUCGCCCAACCGAACAUAUGUCGGUCGGGCCAACUCUCUCCCCCCCGACUAGCCGGACUGGGGAGCCUGAUAUCCGACUCUCGCAGCACCCCCGACUGUCCGUCGGAGGGUCCCUGGGCUAUCACCCGGCAUUCCUCGACCAGGCCCCGACAUACAGUCGGCCGACUCCUUCAAACGCCGUACGACCACUAGAAGCUGUCCGUCCUGACAGCGGCGUGCAGCUUAGCCACCCUGGGGCGUUAUCCCACCUAAGGCAUGGGUCAACCCUAGUGAUUUGACAGCCCCACGGCGAUUUGACAGUCCUCGACGAUUUGACAACUCUCCUAUUGUCGGCGCUAUUAAUGACGGCGCCAUGCUGCGUCCUACUAUAAAAUGG
This is a messenger RNA of Elaeis guineensis (African oil palm), 1924 nucleotides long. The record is from RefSeq and is a predicted model, not a curated record. NCBI's taxonomy places the organism in Eukaryota, Viridiplantae, Streptophyta, Magnoliopsida, Arecales, Arecaceae.